AUGACUACCCAUUGCAGCCGUAUGGCAAAACGAACUGGAUACGCUGGUAUAUCGCUGCGAAGCCCAUGUUUGCGCAGGUAUUCAAGCAGUUGUAGCCAGGCGGUGCCAAAGGAGCCAACAUUUCGGCCGUUUUCGGUCGAUGUGCCACCUCAGGCUUCGCGCGAACCCCCAGCGCCAUCUUCUCGUCUGAACUCGCUAAAGGAUGCAAGGCCAUUCUCCUCCUUCUUGACAGAUACCUUUAGCCGGCAGCACGAUUACCUUCGGAUCAGCAUCACCGAGCGCUGUAACCUACGGUGUCUCUAUUGCAUGCCAGAAGAAGGCGUUCCUCUCUCUCCGCCAGAACAUCUGCUUACUACACCAGAAAUCGUAUAUCUUUCGACCUUGUUUGUAUCACAGGGAGUGACAAAGAUACGGCUGACGGGUGGGGAGCCUACUGUGCGCAAAGAUAUACUACCGAUGAUGCAGGAAAUCGGCAAGUUACGCCGUGAUGGGCUGAGAGAAUUAUGUCUGACGACAAACGGAAUAUCGCUCCACCGUAAGCUCGAUAGUAUGGCUGAAGCAGGGCUAACUGGAGUCAACUUGAGCCUCGAUACCCUUGAUCCUUUCCAGUUUCAGAUCAUGACAAGACGGAAGGGAUUCGAAGCUGUGAUGAAAAGUAUCGAAAGGAUAUUGGAGCUAAACGAGCGUCAUGCUGCCGGUAUCAAGCUCAAGAUAAACUGUGUGGUCAUGCGGGGAAUGAAUGACCAGGAGAUACUCCCUUUUGUCGAAAUGGGCCGUGAUAAAGCGCUUGAGGUACGGUUUAUUGAAUAUAUGCCGUUCGACGGGAAUAAAUGGAGUAAAGGGAAGAUGUUCUCUUACCAGGAGAUGCUUGAUGUUAUUAAAGCAAAGUAUCCGGGUUUUGAGAAAGUGCCUGAUCACAAGAACGAUACCAGCAAGACAUAUCGAGUCCCAGGCUUCAAAGGGAAAGUCGGUUUCAUUACCAGCAUGACACAUAAUUUCUGCGGGACAUGCAACCGUCUCCGGAUCACCAGUGACGGGAACCUAAAGGUGUGCCUUUUUGGCAACACAGAAGUAUCUCUAAGAGACAUGAUCCGGCAAGGAAACAACAACCAGCCGAUCUCUGAGGAUGCCUUGCAGUCAUUGAAUCUCCUUGAGUCGGCUAGACAGGCUGCCCGAGCGGAGGACGAAGGCUAUCCAGUGAAUGAGCGGGAAAGAGAACUUUUAAAUAUUAUUGGCGCCGCUGUCAAGCGUAAGAAGGCAAAACACGCCGGGAUUGGUAUCUUGGAGAACAUGAAGAACCGUCCCAUGAUACUGAUCGGUGGGUAG
This is a messenger RNA of Nannizzia gypsea CBS 118893, 1326 nucleotides long. RefSeq lists its product as hypothetical. NCBI's taxonomy places the organism in Eukaryota, Fungi, Ascomycota, Eurotiomycetes, Onygenales, Arthrodermataceae. Gene Ontology annotation, biological process: Mo-molybdopterin cofactor biosynthetic process. The record is from RefSeq and is a predicted model, not a curated record. Gene Ontology annotation, molecular function: cyclic pyranopterin monophosphate synthase activity; metal ion binding; 4 iron, 4 sulfur cluster binding. The coding region runs from base 1 to 1326 and encodes 441 amino acids. The transcript has a single exon.